GACCGAAAGCGGCAAGUCAGCAGCGAAAACCGGGCAUGAAUUAGUGUUGCACACGGUUGUUUUGUUUACCACCACUUAAGCCUCGAUAACUGCUAACGCAAACGCACCGUUUGACCUAAUUGCGGCGGAACUGCUUUUAGAAUAACAUGAAGCCUGCAGUGGAUGAAAUGUUUCCUGAAGGAGCUGGUCCCUAUGUGGACCUGGACGAGGCAGGAGGCAGCAGCGGUCUGCUUAUGGACCUGGCAGCUAAUGAAAAAGCUGUGCACUCCGAUUUCUUUAAUG
This is a messenger RNA of Haplochromis burtoni (Burton's mouthbrooder), 282 nucleotides long. RefSeq names its product COP9 signalosome subunit 9 (gene cops9). The record is from RefSeq and is a predicted model, not a curated record. NCBI's taxonomy places the organism in Eukaryota, Metazoa, Chordata, Actinopteri, Cichliformes, Cichlidae. Gene Ontology annotation, biological process: negative regulation of protein neddylation.